Molecule: messenger RNA, 1521 nt
Organism: Capsella rubella
Lineage: Eukaryota; Viridiplantae; Streptophyta; Magnoliopsida; Brassicales; Brassicaceae
Product: F-box/kelch-repeat protein SKIP6
Exons: 1
Coding region: 36-1154 (372 amino acids)
Molecular function (GO): protein binding
Source: RefSeq, a predicted model, not a curated record
CACUCUAAGAAAAUCAAACUGAUGAAAUCGGAUCCAUGGCGGCUACAACGACCUCCGGCGACGUACCACCGGAAACACAAGCGCCGGCGCAAUUGAUUCCGUUGUUACCAGACGACGUUGCUCUGAAUUGUCUUGCGCGCAUCACUAGAUGUCACCAUCCAUUUCUCUCACUCGUCUCCAAGACUUUCCGAUCUCUCCCCACAUCGCCUUUGCUCUACGCGACGAGAUCUCUCGUCGGAGCUACUGAAAACCUACUCUAUGUUGCAAUCCGUUUACCUCCUGAGUCUGGUGCGUGUUGGUUCACUCUAAUCCAUCGAACCUUAUCAAGCUCAACGAAUUCGAGUAUGCUUGUUCCAAUCCCGUCUUGUCCUUCACCGUCUCUUGUUGGAUCCGCUUACGUCGUUGUGGAUUCGGAGAUUUACGUAAUCGGUGGAUCUAUAAGAGACGUGCCUUCUUCGAGCGUGUGGGUUCUUGAUUGCAGAUUCCAUACUUGGCGACGAGUCUCAAAUAUGAGAGUAGGUCGUGAAUUUGCAGCAGCUGGUAUAAUUGAUGGGAAGAUUUAUGUGAUUGGAGGAUGUGUUGUUGAUAAUUGGGCUCGAUCGAUUAAUUGGGCAGAGAUGUUUGAUAUAAAGACUCAAACUUGGGAGCCAGUAGCUAGUCCAGGUAUGGAGGUGCGUGAGAAAUGGAUGCACGCAAGUGCUGUAAUGGAAGGGAAGGUUUACGCAAUGGCUGAUAGGAACGGUGUUGUUUACGAGCCCAAGGAAAAGAAAUGGGGUGUGCCAGAGAAGAGGCUUGAUUUGGGAUGGAGAGGAAGAGCUUGUGUGAUUGACAACAUAUUGUAUUGCUAUGAUUACUUGGGGAAGAUUAGAGGGUAUGAUCCAAAAGAGAGGGUCUGGAGAGGGCUGCAAGGUGUGGAAUCACUUCCAAAUUUUCUUUGUGGGGCUACAAUGGCGAAUCGUGGUGGAAAGCUUGUGGUGUUGUGGGAAGGUAAAGCGGGUAGUGGCAGUUCUAGGAGAAUGGAGAUUUGGUGUGCAGAGAUUGAUGUUGAAAGGCGCGGAGAAGACGAGAUUUGGGGGAAGAUCGAUUGGUCUGGUACUGUCCUUACGGUUCCUAAUGAAUCUGCUAUUGUGAAUUGCUUGGCAGCUACAGUUUGAUGAUGAUGCAUACAGGUUUGACGUCUCUGAACCAACAUCAUCUACCAUGCUCUACCGCACAGGCCUGCUUUUGAUUCAGUAUGGUUAGUUCUGUUAUGUUUGUGUGUGAGUAGCUAUUAUUGUGAUAAGCAUAGUGAUUUACACGGCCUCGCCGGAAAAUGGUGGAUCAACAAAGAAUAUUCCUUGGCCUGAGUCCCUGAGCUAAUAUGAAACAACUCACCGAUGUAAUGGAGUUUAUAAAUUUACUUCUGAACUUUUGAGGGUUAAAACAGCCCUCUUCUGCAUGUUGUUGCCUCAUUUCUUUUGUUGUAUUCCAUGAGAAAGCUACUUUCAGAUUUCAAUAAUACCAGUAAAAACUGUGUCCGUA